Balaenoptera acutorostrata (minke whale) is the source of this 4984-nucleotide messenger RNA. It is a transcript of the gene ZC3H6, whose product is annotated as zinc finger CCCH-type containing 6. NCBI's taxonomy places the organism in Eukaryota, Metazoa, Chordata, Mammalia, Artiodactyla, Balaenopteridae. Bases 410 to 3979 code for a protein of 1189 amino acids. Gene Ontology annotation, biological process: negative regulation of DNA-templated transcription. The record is from RefSeq and is a predicted model, not a curated record. Gene Ontology annotation, molecular function: metal ion binding; RNA binding. The transcript has 12 exons. Gene Ontology annotation, cellular component: nucleus.
GUUGCGGCAGGCGCCAUUUUACCGAGUCGCCUGUCGCGGGUGCCGCCAUGUUGGUGAGGAGAAAUCACCGUUACGGCCACUGUCCAAAUCCCCGCGUCGCUGCGCGCCGCCCGCCCGCUCCCAAGCCUCAGCCACCGGCGGCGAAUAGAGACUAAAGCGGCAGCGCCGGCAGCGCGGGGCCGUGGCCCAGUGUUUGCAGUUAGAGCCCCACCUCUGUGGCGUGGUUGUUAAUAGACUGGAAAGUCUGUGUCUGUGUCGCUCACUAGUAACCGUGAGUUUUUACCACUUCGUCACCUCCCGGCGGCGGCCGGGAGCAGGUACCCGCAGGCGGCGCAGGGAUCCUCCCCGCGCCCCGCCGCCGCCGGCCUCGCAGACCUGCCCUCCAGCCCCGCCCCGUUCUUGACCAAACAUGACAGACUCUGAACAUGCAGGGCACGACAGAGAAGAUGGUGAAUUAGAAGAUGGUGAAAUAGAUGAUGCAGGAUUUGAAGAAACUCAAGAACAGGAAGCAAAAGAGGAUGAAAAGCAGAAAAAUGAGAAAGCCUACAGAAAAUCAAGGAAAAAACACAAGAAAGAAAAAGAGAAGAAAAAGUCCAAAAGGAGAAAACGUGAGAAACAUAAGCAUAAUUCUCCAUCCAGUGAUGAUAGUUCAGACUACAGCCUUGAUUCAGAGGUCGAACAUACAGAAAGUUCCCACAGAAAAAGAAGUGGUUUCUACAGGGAUUAUGACAUUCCAUUUCCUCAGCAUGGACAUAUAUCAGGAAGCUACAUGGCAUCAAAGAAGAGUCAACAUAACAGAAAAUUUAAAAGUAAAGAAUAUGAUGAGUACAGUACCUACAGUGAUGAGAACUUUGGUAACUACAGUGAUGAGAACUUUGGUAACUACAGUCAGGAAACAGAGGAAGAUUUUGCCAGUCAGCUGAAACAAUACAGGCAAGCUAAAGAAACCUCAAAUACUGCUUUAGGAUCAUCAUUUUCUAAAGAACCAGGGAAAAAACAAAGAUUGAAAGGAAUUCAGCAAGGUAUUGAACAGAGGGUUAAAAGUUUUAAUGUUGCUCGUGGACGCGGCUUACCGAAGAAAAUCAAACGCAAAGACCGUGGAGGAAGGGCCAAUAAAGGGCCUCAUGUGUUUUCAGGAACGGAUGACUUUCAAGAGUAUAGUAAACCAGGGAAAAAAUGGAAGGUUAUGACUCAGGAAUUUAUUAAUCAGCACACAGUGGAACAUAAAGGAAAACAAAUCUGUAAAUACUUUCUGGAAGGGAGAUGUAUUAAGGGAGAUCAAUGUAAAUUUGAUCAUGAUGCAGAGUUGGAGAAGAGAAAAGAGAUCUGCAAAUUUUAUUUACAAGGAUAUUGUACCAAAGGCGAGAACUGCAUUUAUAUGCAUAAUGAAUUUCCAUGCAAGUUCUAUCAUAGUGGAGCAAAAUGUUACCAAGGAGACAACUGUAAAUUUUCACAUGAUGAUCUGACUAAAGAAACAAAGAAACUUUUGGACAAAGUGUUGAAUACUGAAGAAGAAGCUACAAAUGAAGACGAAAGAGAGUUAGAAGAACUUAGAAAGCGUGGCAUAACUCCUCUUCCCAAACCGCCUCCAGGAGUUGGGCUUCUGCCAACCCCACCAGAGCAUUUUCCCUUUUCUGAUCCCGAAGAUGAUUUUCAGACAGAUCUCUCUGAUGAUUUCAAGAAAAUUCCAUCUCUCUUUGAAAUAGUUGUAAAACCUACUGUGGAUUUAGCACAUAAAAUUGGGAAGAAGCCACCAGCAUUUUAUAACAGUGCCUCACCACCAGGACCACAAUUUCAGGAAAGCAGCCCACAUACUCAACAUAUGUAUAGUUCGGGGUCAAGUCCAUGUCCCGGACCUAAUAUGUCUCAGGGACACAAUAGUCCUGUGAUGCACCCAGGCUCCCCUGGACAUCAUCCAUGCGCAGGACCUCCUGGUCUACCAAUGCCGCAGAGCCCACCUUUGCCACCUGGUCCACCUGGAAUUGUAGGCCCUCACAGUCAAGCGGGAGUACUUGUUCAACCGGAUACACCUUUGACACCACCAAAUAUGAGUGGCGCUUACCAUUGCCCUGGCUUUCCAGAACACAUGAUGAAAGUACCUAGAGAGAAUCACUGUUCUCCAGGUUCAUCACACCUGCAAAGUCCUGGUGAAAUGCAGCUCAGUACUAAUUAUGAGUCCUUACAAAACCCAGCUGAGUUUUAUGAUAAUUACUAUUCACAGCAUGCUGUACAUAAUUUUCAGCCUCCCAGUAACUCUGGUGAUGGGACGUGGCAUGGUGAAUUUGCCCAGCAUCAGCCUCCUAUCGUUCAAGACUCACCUACCCGUGGGAGUGGGUCGGACAGCAGCGGUAAUGUGACAGGCCAUGGCCCCCUGCCUGCACCAGGUCUCCUCCCUGCAGUGCAGAGAGCUCUUUUUGUUAGACUUACUCAGAAAUACCAAGAAGAUGAAGAGCCAGGCAGCACCCAACCUCAGAGGGCACCAAGCAAGGAAGAAGGUGUGUCAGGUGAUGAUACCGUUAACUGGUAUUCCAGUAGUGAAGAGGAGGAAGGAAGCAGUGUCAAGUCAAUACUGAAAACAUUGCAGAAACAAACAGAAACUUUAAGGAGUCAACAACAACCUUCCACAGAACUCAGCACUCCUACUGAUCCAAGACUUGCUAAAGAGAAAAAUAAAGGAAGCCAAGUUGUUGACCCUAGACUUAGGACUAUCUCAAGGCAAGACGUUAGAAAAUCUUCUGAGUCUACCCCGCUGGAUCUUAGACUUGCAUGGGAUCCCAGGAAAUUAAGAGGGAAUGGAAGUGGUCAUGUAGGUUCUUCUGUUGGUGGAGCAAAGUUUGAUUUACAUCAUGGAAAUGCUGGCCCUAAUGUCAAACACAAAAGAGGAGACGAUGAUGAUGAAGAUACAGAAAGAGAACUGAGAGAAAAAGCUUUCCUAAUACCUUUGGAUUCUCCCCCUGGUAUAACGCUCCAGGAUCCAAGGUCACAACUGAGACAGUUUAGUCACAUUAAAAUGGAUAUUACCCUAACCAAACCCAACUUUGCAAAACACAUCGUGUGGGCUCCAGAAGACUUACUUCCAGUCCCUUUACCUAAACCUGACCCAGUAUCUUCAAUCAAUUUACCUCUGCCCCCUCUUAUAGCUGAUCAGAGGCUCAGUAGGUUAUGGAACACAAAAAGUGAUCUUCGUCAAAGCACAGUGGCCACUGAUGCAAAACUAGCAGCCAAGGCCAAAAUUAACACAGCAAACAGAGAAGGCUACCUAGAACAAUUUGGAGACUUACAUAGUUCAGGAAGUAAAUUAGGAGAUCCUAGGCUGCAAAAAAAUUUUGAUCCUAGACUUCACAGACUGCAUAAUACAGAGUCUCAUCAAGCAGUUAUGAAGGAUUCACAUACAUCAAAGGGUGCCCCUCAUUUAGCCAGAUCAAACUCUGGUUCAUCACAGCCCUUAGGGGCAGUAUCUAGCAAUUCUGGUCCCGGGGCUUUGCCUCCAUAUGCCCCUAAACUCUCAUCUUCAGCUGGCCUUCCCCUGGGAACUCCAGGUUCAGUUCUUAGUGGUAUUAGUUUGUAUGACCCUAGGGAGCAUAGUUCAUCAUCUACAUCAGAGCUAGCAACAGAAAAUGCAGAGAACCAGAAAAAAAGUGGUGGUUUAAAAAGUAGUGAUAAAAACGAGCCGCCUCCUGGAGAAGCAGUCCUACCACAGAAAAUCGCUCCAAACGUGGACGUCACUGUUGAUGGGCCAGCUGACCCACAGGCAGAUAUUCUUGGGAGUUCCGGUACCGUUCAGGUCCCAGCAGUGCACAGUCUUCCGAUUCAGGCAUUAACAGGCUUAAUUAGACCCCAGUACAGCGAUCCAAGACAGUCAAAGCAGCCGGGUCAGGUGAGCCCCACCCCAGAUGAUGAUCCUCGUAGAGCAACAGAUGACAAAUCUCUGAAAGAGGUUUUUAAAACUUUUGAUCCAACUGCUUCACCGUUUUGUUAGCUAUUGUGUAAUUAAGCAGUUCUUUUCACUCUUGUGACUAUUGCAGUCCCCUGCUGUUUUGUAACUGGUUUACCUCUAUAGUUUAUUUAUUUUUAAAUUAUAAACACUUUUCAGCUGCUAGUAUCAGAACCACAUGAAGUUAUAUCCUCUAAAGCCUGUGGUAUUUUAUAUAAUAUUUUUAUAAUUUUAAGAGACUGUAGUAAUUGACAUAGAAACCUAUAUAUCAAGUUAGCUUCAGUAAAAAUACUCUUAUUGUAAAUAAACCGUCAUGAACUCAACACUCUGCCUGAAUAUAUGCCAGUUGUCUUUCAUAAUCAGUGUUUAGAUAAAUGAUUACCACUUUUAUAUGGUUAUUAGUUUCAAGCAAUAUAAUGUACAUUACUUUUCAGAAACAGUAUUUUGACUAGGAUCCUAUUUGUCAACACAGAACUGAUUAAUAUGUAAUGCUAACUGCUAGCUAAAAUGUAAAAUGAAGUAAAACAUUUUUAAAAUCAUAAUUAGCAGAGCAGUUCAUGUUUAAGGGCAUCACUUUUGUUAGUACUGGCAAUAUUAUUUGUGUAAAUGGAGCAUUUGAAUGUUGUACCUUUUAAAAGUAUUUUAUGGUAUACUGUAUCAUAGAAGUUGGAGAUAUAUAAAUAGAAUGUUUUGCUAAAGUGAAAAAUUUCCGAGUUCUCUAACAUAACUUUUUAAAUUUAAUUUUUCAUAUUAAUAGUUAUGAGUUACUGCUGUGUUAUACGUUAUGAUGUUUAUGCGUUUCGAUGUUUUUUGUCUUUAGCAGCAUAAUUUAUAUUACUUUUUCAAAUGAUGUAGCUGCAAUAAUUGUAUUCAUCAUGACUUUGGCAAUUUUUAACAAAAUUUUAAAAGAUCAGUGAGUCUGUGGUGAUUAUUGCAUUGAUAAUGUUUUAAAUGUCCAGGUUCUAUAUUUUUUCUUAAAUAGCAAGAACACACAGAGAUGGUAUAGUCAACUGUAUAUGGCUACCAAUAAAGAAUCUCUUUCAGAUCUCA